CUCUCUUUCUUGACGCAUCCAAUCUCACAAUCAUCUCCCUCUUCACCUCCUUCGCCUCGUCAAUUUUUGUCACCCAUCCCAACCAGUGCCCCGAACUCCGACUUGGGAAGAAAAACCUGCCCUCCAAUGCGACCAUUAUCUAAAAUAAAGAGUCGCCAGCACGAGUCCAGACUACCACGCUACGCCAAGCCAUCGCAUUUCAUAUCCCACCAACCUCACUUCCAUACGCAGGCCAAGCCCAAGCUCCUCCCUCACCGAAAACAUUCCGACUAUUUUAGCUGGUAGUGUUGGAGUUGCUGUACCCAAAAAAUGGGACGAGAAAAACGAGCUGAGGAAGCCCUAAUCCUCCUUCGAAGCCGCCUCUGCAACCCUAAUUUCAUCUUCACUUCUCUCUCUGACUCUCCCGACAGCAACUACAGUAAGUUGAAGUUUAUAGUAUCAAGUUCGGUUACUGAGGCAUGUAACAACUCAGUUCUGCUUCUUGGUCCCCGUGGCUGUGGAAAAAUUGCGGUGUUGGAGCUUGUUAUUGAAGAUCUAUUGAAAGAGUAUCCUGACAUGAUAUUAGUGAUAAAGCUGAAUGGACUUUUACACAGUGAUGACAAUUGCGCACUUAAGGAAAUUUCCAGACAAUUAUGUGUGGAACAUCAAUUGUUGUUCUCAAAAAUGGCAUCAUUUGAUGAUAACACCCAGUUCAUGAUAGCAAUGUUAAGGGAGUGUGGAUUAGUUCAUAAAACAGUUAUUUUUGUACUGGAUGAAUUUGACCUCUUUGCGCAGGGUAAACAACGAUUGCUCUAUAGCUUGCUAGAUGCAAUGCAGUCUGUAACAUCACAAGCUAUUGUAAUUGGUGUCAGUUGCCGACUGGAUGCUGAUCAGCUCUUGGAAAAAAGAGUAAGGUCUCGUUUCUCACAUAGGAAACUGUUGUUUCUUCCUCCCUCAAAGGAAGAUUUGCAGAGACUGUUAAAGCACAUUUUAGUAUUGCCAACAGAUUCAAGCCUUCCUCAUGACUAUGUAGUUGAGUUCAAUGCCAAGCUUCUUAAUGUAUUGGCCGAGGAGAGAUUCAAACAACUUAUUGAUGCAUUAUCAAAUUCUGAUUCCACAUACAACCAUCUUUUGAGGUUUCUGUUCUCUGCUGUUAGUCAUAUGGAUUUGGAUUUUGGGUUCCUAUCACUAGAGAACUUCAAAGCUGCCCUUUCAAGUAUCCAAAGGCAGCCAAAGGUGGAAUGUUUAAAAGAUUGCUCCGUUCUUGAACUCUACAUACUGGUCUGCAUGAGGAGGUUAGAAGUAAAAGAGCAAGAAUCAUACAACUUCAAUUCUGUAAUGAAAGAAUACAAAAGCAUACAUGAUUCAUUCCAAACAUCUGAUUACUAUGCACGAAAUGUAUGCUUACGGGCAUUUGAGCACCUUUUAGAACGUGAAUUAAUCUCUUUUAUGGACAACAGAGGGCACAAUCAAUCUGUUGAAUUUCGCCCCGUGAAGCUCCUAAUCUCAUACCAUGAACUAUAUCAAGGGUUGAAAUCAUAUCGGUCUUGUCCGGCAAUUCUUCAGAAAUUAAUUAAUCGCGAAGGUUGAAACAGCUAAAGGGAUUCAUUGAUGGUGUUACAAGCCCGACCAGGCAUUGGCUCGUGCCUCAAAUUUGUUUGGGAGACUUCAAGAUCAGAGAUAGUCUAACCAAUCUGGUGCUGACCUAAAUGCCAUCCUAAACGAGGGAGAUUCUCUUAACUGCUAACAUUUGUAAUGUUUUUCAUUUCAUUCUUUUAUCUAUUUAUUUUUUCCUCAAUGGUAGUGCUACUAUCUUUCCUAUUUUAUUCGAAUUAAAUAUAAAAUUUACUUGGAUGUCUUCCUAAAUCAAUAAUAAUAAAAUAUGUUUAUUAUUUUCUUAGGUAA
This is a messenger RNA of Camellia sinensis, 1884 nucleotides long. It is a transcript of the gene ORC4, whose product is annotated as origin recognition complex subunit 4. Lineage: Eukaryota; Viridiplantae; Streptophyta; Magnoliopsida; Ericales; Theaceae. Gene Ontology annotation, cellular component: nucleus; nuclear origin of replication recognition complex. Gene Ontology annotation, biological process: DNA replication; DNA replication initiation. The record is from RefSeq and is a predicted model, not a curated record. Gene Ontology annotation, molecular function: DNA replication origin binding; ATP binding; ATP hydrolysis activity.